CUUUAAGUGACCAAUGAAAUCAAUGGGAAUUUAAGAGACAAAGCGACUGCCAGCUAUCAUCUCAUAAUCAUUUGUUUAUAUUUUAUCUUAUGUAGAUACAAAAGUGAUGUGUAAUGUAUGGUAAAUUACUAUAUUUUCAUUAAUCCAUUUAGAAGAUAUCAAAAUGUCUAGUCAAGUUGAUAGCAUGUUCCAGCUGCCAGUAGAUUUUCCUAAUAUUAAGGCAGAAAUCAAACAAGAGUAUGCUGGUGAUCCUGCUCCAGCAAAGAAAAGAGGAAGAAAAAAGGGAAGUAAGAACCAGAAACAGACAACAAUCACAGAUAGUAUGCCUGUUAGGAAGAAAAGAGACAGAUUUAAUGGGAUGCCAGAAGAAGAAGUUGUUAAACGUGUUCUGCCAGAUCAUUUGGCACCUGAUCUAGAUAUUGUGAUUGUUGGUAUAAAUCCAGGCUUAUGUGCAGCAUAUGUUGGUCACCACUAUGCAGGACCAGGGAAUCAUUUUUGGAAAUGUAUGUUUUUGUCUGGACUUAUACCAGAGCCAUUAACAGCCAAUGAUGACUAUAAACUGUUGAAUCAUGGGAUAGGUUUUACUAAUAUUGUUGAAAGAACAACCAGAGGGAGUGCAGAUCUGUCCAGGAAAGAAAUAAAGGAAGGUGCCCUAUUAUUAACAGAAAAAUUACAAAAGUAUAAACCAAAGAUAGCUGUGUUUAAUGGAAAAGGUAUAUAUGAAGUUUUUCUUGGUCAUAAAAACUUUGCCAUUGGUAAACAGCCAGAUCUCUUGGCAGGCACUGAAACAACUGUGUAUGUGAUGCCUUCCUCAAGUGCAAGAUGUUCACAGCUUCCGAGAGCUGUAGAUAAAGUUCCAUUUUAUGCAUCAUUGAAGAAGUUAAGAGAUUACCUUCGUGGAGACCUAAAGGAGUUGGAUGAUUCUGAAGUUUGUUUUCCAGAUUUAGAAUUAAAGGUUGUAAAAAGGGAACCAAAACCAGAAGUUAAAGAGGAAGCUGCUGAAUCUUGUUCAAUGCAAAGCCCUGCAUACCCACAAAAUUGUGACUCUGCCUAUCCAUCAACAAAUAUGCAUAUAAAGCAGGAACCCAGUUUUAACAGUCAAUCUCAAUAUGGCAUGCCAGUAAAUGGAAACUGCUCUCAAAUGCAACCCCCAUAUUACAACUCUAAUUACAGUUCAGAACAAAAUGGAAAUAGUCAAUAUCCAAUGAUGUAUAAUUCAGAGGGGAAUAACUCUCAAAAUUUUCAGAUGGUUCAGAGCAAUAUGGGAGAUAACUCAUUCCAAAUGUCUCAAAUGAUGAUGCAGGGGCAAUCUCAAAAUUUUCAGAUGUUUCAAGGAGCAAUGCAGUCGUCAUUUAGUGGGGACAACACAGGACAUUCUUUUUCUUAUCAACAAAGUUUGCAAGCCAAUGGAAUGAAAAGUCAAUCUACAGGACAGGUCAUGGUUCAAAGUUCAUUUCAAAGUCAAGGUCAUCCAUUUCACAAUGGUGCUCACAACUCUCAGCCUUCUAGUGGCUACCAGCAGGGUAUGAUAAGUCAAGGGAAUUUCAUGAACUUUCCAAACCAACAUCAGCAGAAUUUUGCACAAGGAAAUUUUGAUCAAAAUCCACAACCCCCAAGCGGGGAUGUGUCAUUUAUGGGAUUUUCUCAAGGUCAGCCACAAGAAGGACAAAGCAAUUAUAGUCAGCCACCCUCUAACUUUGUAAAGCAAGAACCUGCUGAUUAUAAUGACCCUCCAACUGGUAGCUGUAAUGGGCAAAAACAAAUAGAUUCCUCACAGAGUAAUAAUAUGAUGAACUUUCAAAGUCUUCAGGGUCAAGGUUACAUGUCCCAAAAUGAUGUACCUCCAAUGCAUAUCAAAGAAGAACCAAAGGAUUUUGACUUUACAAAUGGUUCAUGUCAAAGUAGAUAGAUGUGUCAUUAAUUUCAAUUUUGGAGACAAUUUGCCUUUUCAAUUAAACCUGAAUUCCUGCAUUAUAUACAUUAAUUUCAUAACAAUUUUAUUGUCUAUUUUAAUGUACUUUUAUGUGUACAUGGUAUAAUCAAAAUAAAUUUGACAGCAUUUUUUUCUCUAUAUACAUGAUAUGAAUUAAGCCAAAGUCUACGGGAAAUAUGCAUCUUAUUCAUGAAAUUUAGCUAAAUCCUGGCAAAUCUUCCUCAUGCAAGUUUAAUUAUAACAUAAACAAUAUAUUGAAACUGUGUCAUGUAGUCACAGCUUAUAUUUAUAAUUAUAUGUUCUGAAAAUGUUUUUUUAGACAUUAGAAAUAUAUUAUUUUAUUCUGGAUCAUUCAGAUAGGCUGAUUAUACACUUUUGUGUUUUGAUUGUUGAUUUAAAAAUCAUGUAGUUUACUUGCUAGUUUAUUUAUAGUCAACAUGAUAAAACAAAAAGAUUUAAAAGGAUCAUAAUUAUGUGUGUCAUUCUUGUAGUAAUUGACAUAUAGUAAAAUAUAUAUGUAGUAUUAGGUAAUAGUUUCAUUUUUUUACUUAUCUUUUUUGUCUUUAUUAUUUAUGAAUGUUUUGAUAAUUUAUAGGUUUUGUUUUGCAUACAUACAUAAUAAAAAUAAAUACCAACUGAUUCCUAUCGGUAGAUUUGAUCUCAGAUCUUUUGUAGUAAUUUUGAAAACAUUAAAUAUUUUAAUGUGCUAUUUGAAUAGGCCAAAAAAUAUAUUUAAACUCAGGGUACUUCUUGUAUGUUUUGUGUCCCGUACUUAAUCAUGUUAAUACCAGUUUAUGUAAUUGUGAUUGUAAAACAAUAUACAUAUAUACAACAUUUUAUUUUAAUUUACAUGUACACACUUUUGGUACACAAACAGUGGUUGUAAAUAAUGGCACAUUUAGUAUCAUUUGUAUAAAGCAUAGCCAAACAUGUAUUUCAUACCAUACCACAUUAUCAUGACAAUUUCAACAUUAUAAUCACAAUGUAUUAUUAUUUUUACAUCAUGCUUUUGAAAUUAUGGUUCAGAAGUAUUUUUUUUACAAAAUAUGUCAUGAAUGUGUUGUCAUAAAUCAGUAUGAAUGUACAUAUAUAAUAAUACAUUUGAUUUAGUAACAUCCAAAAUACCAUCAGAAUUUGAUCUAUAUACUGUGUGUUAAAGCAUGAUUUUCAUUGCACAGGGAAAGAUUUACAAAUGUUAAUUGGUGAUCUAGAAAUCUCAAUUCUACUAUCUUGUGUCUUCUGAAAGAAAUAAAAAAAUCAAAAAAUAAGAAAAAAUCUAUUUUAAUGCUUGUUUCAUGAAAACAAUAAUAAAGGAUAAUUUAUUGAAAAAUAUGUUUACCUUAGUAACCUAGGAAUAAUGAAUGUGUUAAAGCUUAUCAUUUGCUACAGUACAGAUUUCCAAACAAAUAGUCUACUCUUCAAUGGAAGAAAAUUAAACCUACAAAACAUGUAUUUACAGAAUUUAUGCAAAUAAUUGACAAGGCAAAUGGGACAAUAGGCGGAGAAGUUAAUCUCAUUAUAAAUCGUCAUUUAUUUCGCCAUACACACACUUUAUGAUUAUAGUAAAAUUAUUAUGAAAUUUAAAAUUUAUAUACCAUGUAUACAUUCUCAGGAUAUUAUUUUCAUGUUUGUUUAUUUUGAAAAUGUUAAAGAUGAAUUAUAUUAUUUUCGUAUAUUUUACUUUAUUUUAAAUACAGAUUGUAUGUACAACUUUUGUUUUCAUUCAUCAUGUAAAAAUCUCAAUAGUGCAAUGCAUUUUAAAAUAAAUUGUAUGUUUACAAGAGUGCUGUAUAUUGCAUUUAUUUAUUUGAAAAACAUGAAAUAUUGAUGUUUGAUAUAUUUACAUUUGUAAAUGUUAUUAUAGUGUUAAUGUAUUUUUUAUUAUGGAAUUUUUGGAUAUAUUAAUAUGAUACAUUUGGUUGUGCUUCUAGUACAAUUUGGAAAACCUUAAUACUUUUAAAAACAUGGACUGCUGGGAACAAUUCAUGAAAGCUGAAUAAUUUUUAUGCCCCACCUACGAUAGUAGAGGGGCAUUAUGUUUUCUGGUCUGCGUUCUUUCAUCUGUCUGUCCGUUCGUUCGUCCGUCUGUCCCGCUUCAGGUAAAAGUUCCAAUUUCACGGUCCACUGAACAUAGAAAAUGAAAGUGCAUGUUUCAGGUUAAAGAUUUUUGUCACAGAAGUUUUUGAUGAAGUUGAAGUCCAAUCAACUUGAAACUUAGUACACAUGUUCCCUAUGAUAUUAUCUUUCUAAUUUUAAUGCCUAAUUAUAUUCUUUAUCCAAUUUCAUGGUCCAUUGAACAUUGAAAAUGAUAGUGCGAGUGGGGCAUCCGUGUACUUUGUGCACAUUCUUGUUUAUCUUUUCUCUGAGAGAUAUUGUACUUUAAAGAAGGACUGUUAUAAGGGUACUUUUGCAGUUGACACAGCAGUUUGGAGAAAUGAAUCACAGUGUCACUGAUUAUAUUUGAAAAUGCUAUUACCGGUUUAAUGGUAGGGUUUUUGCACAAAUAUGUACUGAUUGUCAGUUUGUCUGCAUAUUGAUAUUGUUAAAUAAUAGUUGCAAGUCACAAUAUAAAACUUUCUGUCAAGUGAGCCCUGUGAAAGAGUUCAAAAAGUCCUCAUGUUUGUCUAGCAGCUGAUUUUUCACAAUAUAAAUAUGAUGUUAACUUGACAAUUGAUUUAUCAGACUUUAUUUGUGUGUUUUGCAUGAUAUAAACAAGUGUUUUCUUUGUUUUACAAGCAAGCUGGAAGAUGAUGUGAUGAGUUUAGGUCAAAUUUAUCAACCUUGUUUCUUUCAUUCAAAUGUCAGUGAUAUAUCCAGGUUAAAUUUCUUUAGACCAGGUUUAGGUAUUCUACUUCACAAAGCCAUGAUAUGAAAUUUUAUCGAGAGUGAAGCAGAGUGAUUCAGGCAGUGAGAACACUGAUAUUAUUAAUGAAUAUUGUUGCUCACAAAUAUCAUAUUUCACUUGUUGUCUUCUACAAUAUGCUUUACUCCUCCAGACAUUAUUUCCAUGUAUUACUGCAAUGUCUUUGUUUUUUAUAUCAAGUAAAAUAUGACAUGCGAUUUUUAAAACCAGUUUCUUUUUGAAAUAUAUUUUCUCACAUAAAUCUGAAGAAGCUGGUCAGACAAACAAAACAGUCAGUCUCAACCUGAAAUUGAUAUGCUUUAUCCUGUUUUUCAUUUAUUUUGCCUGAAUAUGCCCCUGUUGAAGUAAAGUAAGAUCCCUGGUUCAAAUUUGAUUUUUUAUUUCAUUUGUUUACAUAGCAUGAUGAUUUUGUUAUUCUAUAAAACAUUUGUAACUGGGACUGGUUUUUUUAAUGGAAUUGUGAAAAUUAAAUAAAAAAUUUGGAUAUAUACAUGAUCAUGAAGAAACAAAAUGUAGUCUUAAUUUAUUUUUUUUCCUUUUGAUAGGGCAAAGGAAUGAAAUUACGUAAUCCUUUUGUGUGAUGAAUUCCUACUUUCUGAGUGUACAUGCUAUAUACUUGUAGUAAUUUCUUCCACGAGAGAUCAUGGCAGUGAAAUUAAGGAACUUCGAUGACAACAUGCCCAAUUUACAAACUUCAUAUUUUUCAUUUGUUUUUCAUGUAUAACAUUCUGUAUGAAACCUGUGGCAAGGUUAAGUUUAGUUAAAGUGAUAAAUGAAGUCAGAAUGAUCUUAAAUGUUCAAAUCUGUCAUUUAUAUCUACAUUUAUAACUGUAAUAGCUGUAUUAUGACAGACAAAGGGAUACAUGUAUUCCAAGAAUGAACAAUGUGAUUAAAACAAAUCCUAAAUAAACUGUUCUAUAGUA
Messenger RNA from Mytilus trossulus (common blue mussel), 5719 nucleotides. RefSeq lists its product as uncharacterized. Bases 164 to 1909 code for a protein of 581 amino acids. Gene Ontology annotation, biological process: base-excision repair, AP site formation. The transcript has 8 exons. The record is from RefSeq and is a predicted model, not a curated record. Lineage: Eukaryota; Metazoa; Mollusca; Bivalvia; Mytilida; Mytilidae. Gene Ontology annotation, molecular function: pyrimidine-specific mismatch base pair DNA N-glycosylase activity; uracil DNA N-glycosylase activity. Gene Ontology annotation, cellular component: nucleus.